CAAAACAACAAGUUAAAGGACUCAAUGAAAAUGGGCAAAUAGCCGUUAUUAAAGUCACGAAAAGUCACCUAUUUGGGGACAUUGACACUGCAAUUUUGAUUUUGUUGGACUGGUGCUGUCUGAUGUCUAUGCAACUUGAAAAUGAGUGAAGUAUCUCCAAGUGCGGCGAAAUUUUAUGGGGAUGGAGAACCGGACAUAGACAAGCAGCUUGAUUGGUUGAUAGAAAAAGAAGAGAAGGCUGCACAAGAGAAAUCAAAAGAAGGCAACAUGGAUGAAGAGGUAACCGAAGACAACAUUGAUAAACUUCUGACAGAAGAUGACAAUAAUGAAAAGGGUCAUGCUGAGACAGCGGGCUCAGGUAAAGAGGAAGAUGGCAGUGGUGAGCCUGGGCCAGAAAAAAGGGAUUUGUCCGGUCCAGAUGUAUCAAGUCCUGAGCUAGAACCUGAAGCUGGUGAAGCAGCUCAUGAUGCAGAGGACAAGUCAUCUCCAUCAGCAAAAACAGAGACAGCAUCUUCACCACAGCCUGGGAGUAGGGAAGAGGAUGGAGACGAUUACACACUGACGGAUGACCAGCGGCAAGCCAUGGCGGAGUUGGAUAACAUGAAGGGUGAUCCAGAGUAUGAUUAUUUACCAGAAGAGGAUCCUCCAGAGUAUGAUGUGUCAGAACGAAUCAAACUAUUAAAUGCGGAAUUAGAAACCGACGGUGUGCCAGUCAAUGAGGAUCGGGUGGUGAAGGUUGGAUUCAAGCAAAACCUAGUUGACCUGGUGGCACCACCACCAGUGUUUAGUGACGAUGAAGAGGAGCAUGAACAAGAAACGAAUCAGAGUAAUGAAAGUGCCAGCGAGGACACUCAAAAACCCAAAGGUAAAGAAAAUAAAGUGUUAAUAGAACGUGAUGGGAAAUUUGAACUUGUUGACUCUGACGAUCCACUUGCCGCGGAGUAUGGUGGUCUGCCACAUGCAGUAGGCGCUGGUGAUUCUUCCUUGUCCCCCUCCCCUCCGAGUCAACCCAGACCAGCCACGGCUAAUGGAUUCAGUCGCCAGCAGCGGCAUCAACCGAAUCGGCGUGCUCAGUCGGCCCACAUCUCUCGUGAUCAGGAUGAUGAUUGGUCCAGUGGUUAUAAAUCUCCGUAUGCUUUAAGCGAAGCCCAGAAAGCGAUUAAACAAGAACGGGAUAAGGCUCUACUUCGACGUCAGAGAGCUGAAGCUGAACAAAAAAAAGAAGAUGAGGAAGAAAAACGUAAAGAUAAUGAGGAUGCUUUCCAGGCGUGGUUGAAUCGGAAACGGGAAGAUGCUGCUAGAAGGCACCAGGAGGAGAAGGAAGCUGCAAGUCAACGAGUGAAGACGAGUGAGUCUUCUGAUGCUGGUAGCGGUUCUAGUGCUGCCAAUAGCACCGGUAGCACAGAGGCAGAGGAUGAUCGAGAUAGUGAGGGUGCUUUCAGAGAAUGGCUGCAGGUGAAAGCAAAGCAGAAGCAAAAAGAGAAAGAAAUGGAGGGGGAGAAGAUCAGGGAGGUUCAGGAUGGCUACUAUUACCGUACACGGAAGGAUUGUGAUAAGGCAUACAAGGCGUGGCUAAAGAAGAAAAAUGCUGAUAUGAAGAACAGCAAAGACUAUAAGAAAAAGAAGCAGUCGAUUGCCAUGUUGUAUCUUCGGCGAUCACGGAAAUCUCAGGCGUUGGCUCGAGCCAUUCAAUACUCUCACUCGUUCCGAUAUGUGGACUAUUACGGUUAUCGCGUGUGAGGAUUGCUUAAGACUGAUAGGCAAAAGUAGUUACAUUUUCAUUGUUGAAGGCUGGUCUGACUCUCAUAAAAAGAGCAGAAAAUGUCGGAUUCAUUUUAUAGGUUUAAGACUUAAGGGAGUUGCAUGUUAUGAGCAAACAACCAAAUUAUAAUGCAAGUUAACCCAGUUAUACACCACUCAUUAUAAACAAGUUAGACAGUACUGUAAACUCGGAAAUAUAUGUUUGUGUAUGCCUUUUAUCUUUCGCGUUUACAGAUAAAAGUGAAAGUGCACUUUCAACAAACUGCGAUUUGAAAUGGCUGGAAAUAUUUCGGGUUUUCCACUAUGGGAAUAUUCAACUCAGUCUGUCAUUUUGUGUAAACUUUAGAAAAGUGUCAUUGGUUGUCUUGGAUUAGUCCAAGGCCUAAAGUAGCCAGUUGUUAUGUAAUUGUACUUGAUGGGUUAUACAUUCGUAAGCACCUUUUUGUAUGCGUAGAACAGAAUGUCCUUUCCGUCCGAUUUUGAACAGUACCAUGGUUCACACCCGAAUUACAACAUACUGGUAUUCGGCAGUAGCAGUUGAAAUGCUAUCUGCGAUAGAGCAAGCUAGGGUUGCGAGGACAUUCCUUUCUUAUUUCAUUUUCAAAUUUAUGGUAUCAUAUCACAAUGCCGUCCAUACUUUCCAUGAAAGGCAAUAUGUCCAUGUAUUCUUUGCAAUCUGUUUUUCAUAUAAUCGUAUGUGGUAAAGGAAAGUGUAUCAUUUGUAGAACUGAUGGCCAAUCCUAUUGGUUUGUUGCAUUCACUGACAAUCACUUUUUUGACUAUUAUGCCGUCAAAAUAGACGGAUAUUUUGAUGUAAGUUGAAGUGUCAGUCUGCAGUCCACUACAUGUUGUCUUCACUUUAAAAAUUGACAUUUUGACAAAGUCUGCUGCAACAUAUCAGAAACUGUUGGUGUUACAUUAGUUGUACAAAUUUGUCUUAGUCCUAUGUGAACUGCCAUUCACAAUUUCUCACGCAUGUCAAGGACUGGGGAACAUGUUGCAGAGGAGAUCCUUGUUUCCAGAAUAUUCUUUUGCAAAGAUAUGAUCGAUUUUAACUGAAUGGUUAUAAGUCUUUAUAAGGUUAUGAUUUAGUUAAUAUUACAGGUUCUUCAUAGCUUCUGUCAAAGUCAAGAUAACCCCAGUCCUAAAACAGACCACUGUAUCUACAUGUAUAGCACUGUGCCUUCAUUUUUUCAAAUUGCUCAAUAUCAAUCCACUAUGUCUAUGCACCAAAAGUCACAAAAUGCCUUUUUUCUGCCAAAAUCCUCAGCCCUGUAGUUGUGACCCAUGCAUAAACAUUGGUGAAUUCUUCUUUGCGUUUUCCAAAUUGAAAUCAUGUACAUGUACAUACUUAUUCAGUUGUACUUAUUUUUCACCAACCCACCCAGACAGCCAGAUACAGAUUACAUUCCGGUAAUCAUUGGAAUAUUGUGCCAACAUUUGAAAAUUUAGAAUUUGUAUGUUUGUUGAUUUUAUGAUCUUUGAAGUAACUGUGAUAUUUAAUGAUAUUUCCAGAAAAAGGUAGGCUUUGUUAUUUGGAAACACACUGAAUUUCUUUUUCUUUGAGCUGUUUGAUAUGAAACAUGCCAAUUGACCAUCCAUUUUACCACAGUCAUUCGUUAACAGCUCCAAACAAGUCUGUGAAAAUCUUUGUCUUGAUUUUUGAGAGACUCAGGAAUUGCAUUGAACUGUCAUGAUCUACGCAGCAGGCCUUCUAGUGUGUACAUGUGUCAUGAUUUAAGUAGAACUUUCGAACACUCCAGGAGAUACUGUUGAGUGAAAGUGCCGCUCCUUCUGUUGUCUUCACAGUCUUGACAGGGAAAAGACACGAGGCCUUGUGAGCGUUCUAAUUUUUUUGCUGCAAGACUAUGAAUUUAUUUUCAUUGACUUGUUGCAAUUGCCACUGAAAUACAAAUCCUCUGAUAUAUCCGUCCAUUCUUUGCUGUCCCAUCCAUUGUGUCGACAGAGCUGUUGAUAGCAUUGGGAACUUUUUCAUAAUCAAAACAUUCAUUAAUGUCCUACUGUUGAUAGAUAGGUAUUAUUCACCAAUAAACUUAUUUG
Molecule: messenger RNA, 3822 nt
Organism: Lineus longissimus
Lineage: Eukaryota; Metazoa; Nemertea; Pilidiophora; Heteronemertea; Lineidae
Product: coiled-coil domain-containing protein 181-like
Exons: 7
Coding region: 142-1740 (532 amino acids)
Molecular function (GO): microtubule binding
Source: RefSeq, a predicted model, not a curated record